GCAGUCUGUAGCAGCCCAGGGCUCAGGGAGCAGACAGACCAUCAUUCCGCGCGCGCUGCAUCGCAGCCCCUCCACCAGAAGCCGCUUCCCCUGAACCGGCACCCGUCCUUUCCUACUUGUUAGGAUACAUUUGCGGCAAAGUCCGCACUUGCAUUUAUCACAACAGUCUCUUUUCGCGCCGCCGACUAGAUCGAAAAAUGUCUAAGUUCUGGGGCCGCGGCGAGAGCGAGGAUGAGGAGGAGGAGACCACUGAGGAGGAGAGCAGCGAGGAGGAGGGCAAGAGCUCCUCCUCCGGCGACAGCUCCUCGUCGGACUCUGACAGCGACUCGGACUCUGACUCCGACUCGGACUCGGACUCCGACUCCGACGACGACGGGCCCAACAAGUUCUUGGCUGGGUCCAGCGACUCGGAUUCGGACAAUGAUCGCCGCGUGGUGAAGAGCGAGAAGGACAAGCGCAUGGGCGAGCUCGCGCAAACCGCUGAGGACAUCCGGAACAAGAUGAAGAUCAACGACUGGAGCGCUAUCCAGGAGCUGUUCGACACGCUGAACGCGCGCCUUGACAAGACGCGCAAGUUCCUGUCUGGGCCGAUGCUGCCGCGCGUGUACCUGAAGCUGCUGGUUGACCUGGAGGAUUACCUGAAUGAUACUCUGGCGAACAAGGAGCUGGUGAAGAAGAAGAUGUCGUCCACGAACGCGAAGGCGCUGAACACCAUGAAGCAGCGCCUGAAGAAGCACAACACGCCCCUGCUGGAGCAGCUCAACAAGGUCCGCGAGAACCCCGACGAGGAGGACGAGGUGUCGGAGGCGGACAGCAGCAGCAGCGAGAGCGGCAGCGACGACGAGCGCGACGCCGAGGAGCGCAAGCAGGGCGCCCUGGCCGCCAAGGCCAAGGACAAGCUGCUGACCAUGGACCCCAAGGAGAUCACCUACGAGAUGGUGGCGCGCAAGAUGAGGGAGAUCGUCAUGGCCAGGGGCCGCCGCGGCACCGACAAGCAGGAGGCGGUGGAGAUGCUGACCUACCUGGCCACCGUGGCGCGCGGCGCGGCGCAGAAGUUCGAGGUCCUGGCGCAGCUGAACGCCAGCCUGUUCGACCUGAACCCGGGCAUGCACGGCCACCUGCCCACCGCCACGUGGCGCAAGGCUGUGGUCAACCUGCUGGAGAUGCUGCGCAUCCUGCAGGAGAACCCCAACCUCAAGGUGGACGAGGGUGUGGACCAGCUGGAGGAGCGCACCGAGCAGCCCGCCGACGGCGCCGAGACCAAGGUGUGGGGCAACGUGGUGGCCAAUGUGGAGCGCAUGGACGACGAGCUGUUCAAGAGCCUGCAGGUCAUUGACCCGCACACGCACGAGUACAUGGCGCGCCUGAAGGACGAGCCGGUGUUCCUGGCCUUCGCCUCCAAGGUGCUGGACUACUGCAACCGUGUGGGCGACGCCGCGGGUGCCACCAAGAGCGCCAUGCGACUGGUGGAGCACCUGUACUACAAGACCGACGCCGUGUACGACGCCAUCCGCAAGCUGACCAUUGCGCAGCAGUCGGCGUCCGCCGCCGCCGCCGCUGCCGCCGAGGCGGCUGAGGCUGAGGCCGAGGGCGCGGAGGAGAGCGGCGCCGGCGCGGGCGAGGAGAUCGCCAAGGUGGCCGUGCUCAUCCCCGCCGACUACGCCAUGCCCGAGGCCGGCAGCGAGCUGCUGCGCGGCCUGGUGGGGCUGGUGUUCCGGCAGGGCGACGAGCGCAGCAAGGCGAGAGCCAUGCUGUGCCUCAUCUACCACACGGCCAUCCACGACGACUUCCACGGCGCUCGUGACCUGCUGCUGAUGAGCCACCUGCAGGACUCGAUCGGCCACAUGGACACCAGCACCAUGAUCCUGUACAACCGGGCUCUGGCGCAGCUGGGCCUGGCCGCCUUCCGCGCCGGCCUGGUGGCGGAGGCGCACGCCUGCCUCAACGAGCUGUACGGCAGCGGACACAUCAAGGAGCUGCUGGCGCAGGGCAUGUCGAUGGGCAAGUACCACGAGAAGACGCCGGAGCAGGAGCUGGCUGAGAAGCGGCGGCAGAUGCCCUUCCACAUGCACAUCACGCUGGAGCUGCUGGAGAGCGCCUACCUCACCAGCGCCAUGCUGCUGGAGGUGCCCAACAUGGCCGCUAACCCGCUCAACCCCAAGAAGAAGAUGAUCUCCAAGCCCUUCCAGCGCAUCUGGGACACCUAUGCGCGCCAGGCCUUCACCGGCCCGCCCGAGAACGUGCGCGACCACGUCAUGGCCGCGAGCAGGGCGCUGGCGCAGGGCGACUGGUCCAAGUCGUACGGCUACAUCAAGUCGCUGAACGCCUGGAACCUGGUGGGGCGCAAGGAGCAGUUGCUGGGUCUGCUCAAGUUGCGCAUCCAGGAGGAGGCGGUGCGCACCUACUUGCUCAGCUACGCCGGACAGUACGCCUCGCUGUCACUGGACCAGCUGGCAAGCAUGUUCGAGCUGCCAGACCGCCAGAUCUACAGCAUCGCGUCCAAGAUGAUGAUCGCGGAGGAGCUGGCGGGCAGCUGGGACCAGCCCACCCGCACCAUCGUCAUGCACGCCAACGAGGCCAGCCACGUGCAGCGCCUGGCGCUGCAGCUCGCCGACAAGGCCGCAGUGGUGGUCGACCUCAACGAGCGCGCGCUCGCCUACCGCACCGGAGGCCUGCGCGACGCCGAUGACGAGGGCGGAGCCGGCGGCGGCGGCGGCCGCCGCGGCCGCCGCGACGGCGGCCAGUGGGCCGACGACGAGGGCGGCGCGGGCGGCCGCAGCCGCGGCGGGCCGCGGGUGCCCAACAUGGCCGCUAACCCGCUCAACCCCAAGAAGAAGAUGAUCUCCAAGCCCUUCCAGCGCAUCUGGGACACCUAUGCGCGCCAGGCCUUCACCGGCCCGCCCGAGAACGUGCGCGACCACGUCAUGGCCGCGAGCAGGGCGCUGGCGCAGGGCGACUGGUCCAAGUCGUACGGCUACAUCAAGUCGCUGAACGCCUGGAACCUGGUGGGGCGCAAGGAGCAGUUGCUGGGUCUGCUCAAGUUGCGCAUCCAGGAGGAGGCGGUGCGCACCUACUUGCUCAGCUACGCCGGACAGUACGCCUCGCUGUCACUGGACCAGCUGGCAAGCAUGUUCGAGCUGCCAGACCGCCAGAUCUACAGCAUCGCGUCCAAGAUGAUGAUCGCGGAGGAGCUGGCGGGCAGCUGGGACCAGCCCACCCGCACCAUCGUCAUGCACGCCAACGAGGCCAGCCACGUGCAGCGCCUGGCGCUGCAGCUCGCCGACAAGGCCGCAGUGGUGGUCGACCUCAACGAGCGCGCGCUCGCCUACCGCACCGGAGGCCUGCGCGACGCCGAUGACGAGGGCGGAGCCGGCGGCGGCGGCGGCCGCCGCGGCCGCCGCGACGGCGGCCAGUGGGCCGACGACGAGGGCGGCGCGGGCGGCCGCAGCCGCGGCGGGCCGCGGGUGGGCGGGCCGCCACGGGGCAUGGGCGGCCGUGGCGGUGGAGACCGCGGUGACCGCGGCGGCGGCCGCGGUGGUGGUCGUGGUGGCGGCAUGGGCGGCGGCCGGGGCGGCGGCAUGGGCGGCGGGUACGGCGGGCGUCGGGAAGGCGGCAUGGGCGGCGGCGGCGGCGGCUUUGGCGGCGACCGCUCCGGCCCGCGCGGGUUCGGGCGGCCCGGCGGUAUGGGCAUGGGCGGCGGCGCGGGCGGCGGCAUGGGCGGCGGCGGCAUGUCGGCCCUGGGCAACCUGCGCGGCGGCCCGCGCGGCGACCGCGACGGCGGCCAGCGGCCGUAGACGACGUGGGUGCGGUGGUGGUGGGCUGUGUCGUGGCGGCGCGUGUGCAGUCGUGGCGGCGUAGUGGGAGUCGAGGUGCUGAAAGGUGGUGGGAGCGGGUGGCAAUGAGGAGGGGAGGAGGCUGGGGGGCGGAGGCGUGUAGCAUUUGCAGCAGCAUUAGGCAGCGCGUGUGUUUGUGUGGUUGGCUUCCCGGGGGGUGUGUGGAGGCGCUCACGCCGGCGCUUGCAGCUCUGUCGCGGCUGCUCGUGUCCGUUGCGCUGACGCCGGUGCUGCCCUGGUUCUGAGCAGGUGGGCAGCAGAGAGUGUGUGUGUGCCUGCGCGUGGAGCAAGGUGGAAGGUGGCAGAAGCUAGAACAAAUAUCCUGGCGUGCGGACGGAGCGCGAGGUGCACGAGUUUCUCGGCUGCUCGUUGGUUGGCUCUUAGACUGUGCGUGUGUGUAUGUGGUGUAGUGUAGGCGCCGGGACCCAAGCGCGCAGGGGUUGACGGGUCGUGCACACACGCCCGUGGGCUAAGCAAUGUUCGUGCGCACGUGUGCGCGGAACCACGAAGGUGCUUGGGCAGCGGUCUGCUGAUUAUGCACACGACCAUUUAAAUUUCUAU
Messenger RNA from Chlamydomonas reinhardtii, 4394 nucleotides. RefSeq lists its product as uncharacterized. Lineage: Eukaryota; Viridiplantae; Chlorophyta; Chlorophyceae; Chlamydomonadales; Chlamydomonadaceae. Gene Ontology annotation, biological process: translational initiation. Gene Ontology annotation, cellular component: eukaryotic translation initiation factor 3 complex. Gene Ontology annotation, molecular function: translation initiation factor binding; RNA binding; translation initiation factor activity. The record is from RefSeq and is a predicted model, not a curated record. The coding region runs from base 198 to 3794 and encodes 1198 amino acids. The transcript is spliced from 23 exons.